GUGGCCGGGUUUUAAUGUGUGAAAGAAGGAGAAAACAGGCAGGGAUGGAGAGAAGAGAGGGAAUGAGAGAACGAAGGUGAGAGAGACUGGGAAGGAUCCGGACAGGAGGUGACCGCCCGGUGUUGUAGGGUGAAAGUGUGUGCGCGUGAAUGCGUGCGUGUGUGCGUGUGUAUGUGUGUGUGUGUGUGUGUUUGUGUGUGAGACUGUGUUGCGCUUGUGGCGGAGAGAAAGCAGAGAGAAAUCCACACAACUUCCAGCAUCCUCCCUGCGCCGCUGCGCCGCGCUGCGCCCCGCCGCUGCCGCCACCGCCGCGUCUUUUCCCCCAGUCUCUUCUACCGGGACUUAGGCGGCUUGGCGCGGUGAGAUGUGAAGAGGCUUGAAGUAUGGCAUGCGAGGAUGCUGUUCGCAAAGAAGAAGGAGAUGGUGACGGCGACGCGACCCGCGUUCAUUCGGACCCUGGUCUACUUUUUCUGUUUGACUACUUGUGCGAAAACAAUCUCCGGACAAACAAGGAAGGAUGAAAGGAUUUACCCGGAGAAUUUUACUCGGAUUUUGGACCGACUUCUGGACGGCUACGACAACAGGCUGCGACCUGGAUUCGGAGGUCCUGUGACGGAGGUGAAGACUGACAUUUAUGUGACGAGUUUUGGGCCAGUCUCAGACGUUGAAAUGGAAUACACCAUGGACGUAUUCUUUCGGCAGACCUGGGUUGAUCGGAGAUUGAUGUACGAGGGCCCAGUGGAGAUACUGAGACUUAACAACCUGAUGGUGACCAAGGUCUGGACACCGGACACUUUCUUCAGGAACGGCAAGCGGUCAGUGGCCCACAACAUGACCGCGCCCAACAAGCUCUUCCGCAUCAUGAAGAACGGCACCAUCCUUUACACCAUGAGGUUGACCAUUAGCGCCGAGUGUCCCAUGAAGCUGGUGGAUUUCCCCAUGGACGGACACGCCUGUCCCCUCAAGUUUGGAAGCUACGCCUAUCCCAAAACGGAGAUGAUCUACACUUGGACCAAAGGGCCUCAGCAUUCGGUGGAGGUCCCUCCCGAGUCCUCCAGCCUCGUCCAGUAUGAUCUCAUCGGCCAGACGGUUUCCAGCGAGAUCAUUAAAUCAAUCACAGGUGAAUAUGUGGUGAUGACCGUCUACUUCCACUUGAAGCGGAAGAUGGGCUACUUCAUGAUUCAGACGUACAUCCCCUGCAUAAUGACAGUGAUCCUUUCUCAAGUGUCCUUCUGGAUAAACAAGGAGUCGGUCCCGGCGCGGACCGUUUUUGGCAUCACCACCGUCCUGACCAUGACGACGCUCAGCAUCAGCGCCCGCCACUCUCUCCCCAAGGUCUCGUACGCAACUGCCAUGGACUGGUUCAUUGCCGUCUGCUUCGCCUUCGUYUUCUCUGCCCUCAUCGAGUUCGCUGCCGUCAACUAUUUCACCAAYGCACAGAUUGAGAGGGCCAAGAGGAAGCCAGGCAAGUGUCCCCCCGUGCCCCAAAGCACGCCUGUCAAGGUGAAGGACACAGAGGAAGUGCAGCAGCCAGAUUCGUCCCCAGCGUUGGAUUGUGAUCGGGCGGCCUGCUCCGGACCUCUCCAGUUCAGACCAACAGGAUGGAGCAUCAAGCUGCUGUGAGUCUGGGAUCAGAGUGAGUCGGCGUUGGCUGCAGAGAUCUCCUUUUGAGCUGMAUCAACCACUUGUUUCAUCUCUCCAAGUC
Molecule: messenger RNA, 1705 nt
Organism: Poecilia reticulata (guppy)
Lineage: Eukaryota; Metazoa; Chordata; Actinopteri; Cyprinodontiformes; Poeciliidae
Source: RefSeq, a predicted model, not a curated record